AUCAUUGUUACCAAGACACGCCAACCAUUCCACUUCACCACAAAGUCAUUCGCGCCGUGUCAAAUAUGAUACAAUUGGUGAAAUUCAAUAUCCAGAAUUACGUCAUAUAUAUAAUAUAGCAUAG
This is a messenger RNA of Ambispora leptoticha, 124 nucleotides long. Lineage: Eukaryota; Fungi; Glomeromycota; Glomeromycetes; Archaeosporales; Ambisporaceae. The record is from the annotation of a GenBank genome assembly.